AUGGGUAACCCCAUCCCUGUCAACCUUGAACACGAGUGCCGCAAGGCCACCAAGAUCCUCAAUGACUUUGUCGACCCCGUCAAUGGCCUGGACAAGAUCGUGCCACUCAGCGUUUUGAGGAAGGCCAAAGGAUUCGCCAUCUUCUCCGUCUUUCGUAUCGGCUUCAUCAUCUCUGCACGUGCUGGCUCUGGUGUCGUCGUUGCCAAGCUGGAAGAUGGUCGUUGGUCCGCACCCGCCGCCAUCGGCAUCGGCGGUCUCGGUGGAGGCUUCAACGCCGGUGCUGAGGUCACCGACUUUCUCAUCGUCCUCAACUCCAAGUCGGCUGUUCGAUCCUUCAUGGCCACCGGCUCACUCCAGCUUGGUGGCAACCUGUCUGUCGCUGUUGGUCCCUUGGGCCGGUCUGCAGAAGCAAGUGGAAGCCUCAACACCAAAGGUCGAGUCGCUGCCAUGUUCUCCUACUCGAAGUCGAAAGGCUUGUACGGUGGUGUCUCCAUCGAAGGAAGCGUGCUGGUUGACCGAGAGGACGCCAACGCCAAGGCAUAUGGUCAGUAUGGCAAGAAUGCCAAGCAAAUUCUGUCAGGCUCGGUAGAGCGACCCCACUGGGCAUCCGGGCUCGUUCAGACCAUUGAUCGCUUCACACUGGCCAACACACCAAGCAAAGAUCUCGAUGGCGAAUACUUCAACUACGACGAUACCAGUAGCUUCGACAAUCGUGGUCUAGGAAAGAGCAGCGGUCGCAGAACCAGUGUCGACUCGCUCGACAGUCGCGAUACAGACAUCAUGUCAUACGGGAGACGGGAUGGCCAGCGCGCUCCGUCCCGUAGCGAUCAACUUGAUUACUUGCCGGAUCGCUUCGAUGAUUUGAGCACAAAGGAUCGAGACAAAGAACGAGAUCGAGAUCUGAUUGACGAUCUGGACGACCGCGACCGUGGCAGGAAGGAGGAUGAAUAUGAUCGAAACUUUGGCGCACCGUAUGCUUUCGGCUCACCAUCCUCCUCUUUGAGCAACACUCCAGCACGGGUCGGAUCGGCCAACUCGAAACGCCCAGGCAUCCGUCAGAGAUCGAGCAGUAUCGCUAGCAACCUCAGCUUCUCUAGUUUGAGUAGAAAGAAGCUGGAUCGUUCUGGACCGACACCACCGCCGGACUGGAACGACAUUCCUGGUCAGAGCAAGAGUAAUAAUACAUGGGCUGGCAUGGACGCGCUCGACCGCGAGCUCCAAGGCGGUGGUACAUCGAGCCCUUCAGCUGCCCGAAAGUCGCCUUUCGGUCAUAGCAAGAGAUACAGUGUUGCAGGCGGAGCCUCUUCUCCUGGCGACGCCUACAACUCGGCUAUGGCAUCAGACGGACGCAAUCGCAGUAGCAGUCUUCUUGGCCGAGGCAGCUCCAACACUCCCGUUGGAUGGUCCCAGUUCAAUGCGAAUGAGGAUGCUCAGGAUGAUCUCUUUGGAAACGACCAAGGCUGUAUUGCCUCCGCUGCUCGCGAUCCUUUCGGGGAGCUGGACGCUACAAUUGAUGGGAGAUACAACGGCACAGACGGCUACGACGGCUCAGCCAAUGGUCAUGGUCGGACGAAGUCGCCAUGGGAGAGCGACUCAGGGCGAGGCUCUGCUCCACCACCUUCCAAGAGCGGAGGCUCUCGCUUUGGCCGCUUCCGAACUCCGAGUCCCGCUAGCAGCGCUUUCGGCCGCAAAAAGACGCCUACCAUCAACGAAGAUGACGGUCAUGCCUCACUCAUCCAUCCUUCCGCGGACGACUACGACUACAAUCAGAAUGGGAACGGGAUGAGCAGCUUCGCUAGAAAGGAGUCAUUCUCACUAUCCAACGAGAAUGCAAAUGUGCCCGUAAUUGAACGUGUGAUCGCACUGUUCGACUUCGAGGCUCAGGAAGAAGGAGAUCUUGGUUUCAGCAAAGGACAAGUGAUCGCCGUCACUAGGAAAACAAAUAGCACUGAUGAUUGGUGGGAAGGUAGGGUUGAAGCUGGCAUGAGUGCUAGUAAGACGGCGAUCUUUCCGGCAAACUACACAGCUCCUUUGUAA
Ustilago hordei is the source of this 2037-nucleotide messenger RNA. RefSeq lists its product as uncharacterized. The transcript has a single exon. Gene Ontology annotation, molecular function: actin filament binding; phosphatidylinositol binding. The record is from RefSeq and is a predicted model, not a curated record. Gene Ontology annotation, biological process: actin cortical patch localization; actin filament bundle assembly. Bases 1 to 2037 code for a protein of 678 amino acids. Lineage: Eukaryota; Fungi; Basidiomycota; Ustilaginomycetes; Ustilaginales; Ustilaginaceae. Gene Ontology annotation, cellular component: actin cortical patch.